CGCCAUCCCCGUACGGCGACCCGGCUCGCCGUCACAUCCUAGAAACCUUCCCGUGUGCUUGUCUCCGCAGCCGUGUAGCGGCGCGGACAGCGGCCAUCCAGCGGCAUAUGUCUUCGGACGCACUGUCGGAAGAGGCGUCGGUGCAGUUCAAGGAGAAUGGUUGUCUACGGACAUUUGUCCUCAACCGACCAAAGAAGCUGAAUGUGGUCAACCGGGAGAUGCUGGAGAGGCUCCGACCGAAGAUCGAGGAAUGGGCCAGUCAAGAUCUUGUGGGUGUCAUAGCGGCAACAGGAAAUGGUCGGGCGUUUUGUGCAGGAGGGGAUGUUGCAAGCGUCGUUGAGGACUGUGCAAGCCCGGAGACUCUUCCACGUGCUAUUGAGUUCUUCCAGCGAGAAUUUGAAUUGGACUACAUUCUGGCCGCCAUGCCCAAGCCAUAUAUCGCUAUUAUGGACGGUAUCACUCUGGGCGGCGGUGUCGGGCUCUGUGCCAAUGCAUCAUUCCGGAUUGCCACCGAAAACUCUACGUUCGCCAUGCCGGAGACGAAGAUCGGCUAUUGUCCGGACGUUGGCGCAAGCUUCUUCCUCUCAAGGGCUGAUGGCCAGGUUGGAACAUAUCUCGGUCUGACAGGAGAGACCAUCUCAGGGCGAGCCAUCUUUGAACAUGGCUUCGCCACGCACUUUGUCCCUUCCUGGCGGAUACCGGCGCUGAUGGAGCGUGUUGCUUCUCUCUGGAACCCGACACACCAACAGAUUGACGCCCUCAUUGAGGACCAUCGGGACGACAACAUACCGAACGAGCUGACCAGCCCGCUUGUGGGCAGCAUCCGUGCCGCGCUUGACUCGGCAUUCAGGUACGACUCGGUUGAGAAGAUCAUGGAGCAUCUUGCAAAUCUUUCGGAGAAGAGCCCGCACGAGAACAUUCGUGACUGGGCGAAGAAGACACUGGACAUACUCUAUCUGCGGAGUCCGACCAGCUUGAAGGUUGCGUUGUAUUCUAUCCGUGAGGGGGAGGAGCUGAACAUCGCGACGGCAUUCUGCCGCGGCGAAGCCAGCAAGGAUUUCUACGAAGGAGUGGACAAGGUGGUCGUCAAGAAAUUGCGGGACGAGCGGCCGAAUUGGCAGCCGAACACGAUUGGCGAGGUGUCCGACGACUUUAUCCAGACGUCGUUCUUCCCAGGGCCCGUCACCACGGAGGGGUCUUGGCCACGUCUCAGCAUCCCUGAGUGGCUCAAAAAAAUGGAUAGCAAGGUCGCGGACCCUAUGAUCUACGGGCUGCCGACAGAGGGGGAGAUCAAGGAGAUAGUCGAGGGCUCGCACAAGAGCAGCGGAAGCACCGCACUCACCCUCGACGAAGUCAUCGAGAAGUUCGAAACCCGGAAGAAGGGGAAGGCGGGCGUACGGCAAAGGAAGUGCGCCACGGAGGAAGACAAGCAGUUGGGAAAGAAGUGGCUGAAGUGGAUACACUAACCGCUGUGUACUGAGGGCUACGGGCUCCCAUACGCCGCGCCUGUCGAUAUACUGCCCGCGUAUGACGUUGCUACGCGUUACCUGCUUUGCUGAUAUGCCAGACUUUGCCAGUGAUUGACAGACGUGCCGGAUGACAACAGGCAGCUGUGUGUUGGCUUUUGCGGCAGUAAUGUCGCUGUGGCGGCACACCUGCUAUCAUUACCAUGCCAGUUCCUGCUCCACCUACCGAGGGCGCGAGGUGUCAUGUUCCGCACAUACUUACCGUGACGGCAGUACAGUCGGACCCAUCACUUACGGCAAUGGCGAUUAUCAUACGCAACAGUAUGAUUGCGUAGUGGUUCAACUAAUUGUCUGUGGUCUACAGUUCUAUUGGUAUCAUCGACAAGUCUCCGGUGGAUGGCAUGUAUCGUCCGAUGGACGUGUUGCUCGCCUUAUCGUUGUUGGCCGUAGAUGCUGUUGGCCUU
This is a messenger RNA of Fomitopsis serialis, 1930 nucleotides long. Its product is annotated as 3-hydroxyisobutyryl-coenzyme A hydrolase. The coding region runs from base 108 to 1466 and encodes 452 amino acids. The transcript is spliced from 11 exons. Gene Ontology annotation, biological process: L-valine catabolic process. Gene Ontology annotation, molecular function: 3-hydroxyisobutyryl-CoA hydrolase activity. Gene Ontology annotation, cellular component: mitochondrion. The record is from RefSeq and is a predicted model, not a curated record. Lineage: Eukaryota; Fungi; Basidiomycota; Agaricomycetes; Polyporales; Fomitopsidaceae.